AUGGUUCAAUCAUCUGUCUUAGGUUUCCCCCGUAUCGGUGGACAAAGAGAAUUGAAGAAGGUCACUGAAUCUUACUGGCAAGGUAAGGUAUCUGUUGAAGACUUGUUGAACAAGGGUAAAGAAUUGAGAGCCCACAACUGGAAGUUACAAAAGGAAUCUGGUGUCGACAUCAUUCCAUCUAAUGACUUCUCUUUCUAUGAUCAAGUUUUAGACUUGUCAUUAUUGUUCAAUGUUAUUCCAGACAGAUACACAAAGUUCGGUUUGGCUCCAAUUGAUGUAUUGUUUGCUAUGGGCAGAGGUUUGCAAAGAAAAGCCACUGACUCCACCCCAGCUGUUGACGUUACUGCCUUGGAGAUGGUCAAAUGGUUUGAUUCUAACUACCAUUACGUUAGACCUACUGUCUCUCACUCCACUGAGUUCAAGUUAAACUCCGAUGCCGGAUUAAAACCAGUUGACGAAUAUAACGAAGCAAAGGCUUUAGGUAUUGAAACUAGACCAGUAAUUUUGGGUCCAAUUUCUUACUUGUACUUAGGUAAGUCGGACAAGGAUUCUUUGGAUUUGGAGCCAAUCAGCUUGCUAGAAAAGCUUGUUCCAGUUUACAAAGAAUUAUUGUCUAAAUUAUAUGCUGCCGGUGCUAAAGAAGUUCAAAUCGAUGAGCCUAUCUUAGUUUUGGAUUUGCCAGAAUCAAUUCAAUCCAAAUACAAAGCUACUUAUGAAGCUUUGGUUGGUGAUAAAUUACCAAAGAUUGUCUUAACUACUUAUUUUGGUGAUGUAAGACCAAAUCUCUCAGCUCUCAAAGGAUUACCCGUUUCUGGAUUCCACUUUGACUUUGUCAGAGUUCCUGAACAGUUCGAUGAAGUUGUUUCAGUCGUUGGUGAUGAUCAAACCUUAUCAGUUGGUAUCGUUGAUGGUAGAAACAUUUGGAAAACUGACUUUUCAAAAGCUUCUGCAUUCGUUAACAAGGCCGUGUCCAAGUUGGGUAAGGACAGAGUAAUUGUUUCUACAUCCUCCUCCUUGUUACACACUCCUGUUGACUUGAACAAUGAGAAGAAGUUAGACGCAGUUAUUAAAGAUUGGUUCUCCUUUGCUACUCAAAAGUUGGACGAAGUUGUAACCAUUGCCAAGAAUGUAUCUGGAGAAGAUGUUUCUCAGCAAUUGGCUGCUAACAGUGCUUCCAUUAAGUCAAGAAAAGAAUCAUCAAUCACCACAAAUCCAAAGGUUCAAGAAAGAUUAGCUACCAUCAAUGAAUCUUUGUCCACUAGAAAGGUUCCAUUCCCAGAAAGAUUAGCAGCUCAGAAGAAAAAAUACAACUUGCCAUUGUUCCCAACCACUACUAUUGGUUCUUUCCCUCAAACAAAGGAUAUCAGAAUCAACAGAAACAAGUUUGCUAAGGGUGAAUUAUCAGCAGCUGACUACGAAGCAUUUAUCAACAAGGAGAUUGAAACUGUUGUUAGAUUCCAAGAAGAAAUUGGUUUGGAUGUUUUAGUCCAUGGUGAACCAGAAAGAAAUGAUAUGGUUCAAUAUUUCGGUGAGCAAUUGGAUGGUUUUGCCUUCACUACUAAUGGAUGGGUUCAAUCUUACGGUUCCAGAUAUGUCAGACCACCAAUUGUUGUUGGUGAUGUCUCUAGACCAAAGGCAAUGACUGUAAAGGAAUCAGUCUACGCCCAAUCUAUCACCAAGAAACCAAUGAAAGGUAUGUUGACCGGACCUGUCACAUGUUUAAGGUGGUCUUUCCCAAGAGACGAUGUUUCCCAAAAGGUUCAAGCUUUAGAAUUAGGUUUGGCUUUGAGAGAUGAAGUCCAAGACUUAGAAAAGGCUGGUAUCACUGUCAUUCAAGUCGAUGAGCCUGCUAUUAGAGAAGGUUUGCCAUUGAGAGCUGGUAAAGAGAGAUCUGAUUACUUGAACUGGGCCGCCCAAUCUUUCAGGGUUGCCACCUCAGGUGUCGAGAACUCAACUCAGAUCCACUCCCACUUCUGUUACUCAGAUUUGGAUCCAAACCACAUUAAGGCUUUAGAUGCUGACGUUGUUUCGAUUGAAUUCUCCAAGAAGGACGAUCCAAACUACAUCCAAGAGUUUUCCAACUAUCCUAACCAUAUCGGUUUAGGUUUGUUCGAUAUCCACUCUCCAAGAAUCCCAUCCAAGGAAGAGUUCAUCAACAGAAUUGAAGAAAUUUUGAAAGUGUACCCAGCUAACAAAUUCUGGGUUAACCCUGAUUGUGGUUUAAAGACCAGAGGCUGGGAAGAAGUUAGAGCAUCUUUGACCAAUAUGGUUGAAGCUGCCAAGUACUUCCGUGCUAAGAACUAA
This is a messenger RNA of Priceomyces carsonii, 2304 nucleotides long. It is a transcript of the gene MET6, whose product is annotated as 5-methyltetrahydropteroyltriglutamate-homocysteine S-methyltransferase. The transcript has a single exon. NCBI's taxonomy places the organism in Eukaryota, Fungi, Ascomycota, Pichiomycetes, Serinales, Debaryomycetaceae. Bases 1 to 2304 code for a protein of 767 amino acids. The record is from RefSeq and is a predicted model, not a curated record. Gene Ontology annotation, molecular function: zinc ion binding; 5-methyltetrahydropteroyltriglutamate-homocysteine S-methyltransferase activity.